Triticum turgidum subsp. durum (durum wheat) is the source of this 1179-nucleotide messenger RNA. The record is from the annotation of a GenBank genome assembly. Lineage: Eukaryota; Viridiplantae; Streptophyta; Magnoliopsida; Poales; Poaceae.
AUGUUAUCAUCCUUGGCAGGUCAUGUUCCUUUUCUUCUUCUGCUACUGUUACAUGUGGUCAUUGCUAGACCAUUCUUUCCACUACCAAGUAAGACUAGCAAUGAAGAGAAGAAGCCCAUACAGACAUUUCGACCAUAUAACAUUGCUCACCGUGGCUCAAACGGGGAAAUCCCGGAGGAAACAAGUGGUGCUUACCUGAGGGCUAUUGAAGAAGGUGCAGAUUUUAUAGAGACUGACAUCCUUGCUAGCAAAGAUGGUGCAUUGAUCUGCUUUCAUGAUGUAACACUUGAUGAUACAACUGAUAUUUCCAGCCGUAAGGAGUUCGCCAAUCGAAGGAGAACCUAUGAGGUGGAAUGGGCCAACGUUACUGGCUGGUUUGUAGUGGAUUUCACGCUUGAGGAACUUAAAACACUUAAAGUGAAGCAGCGAUACCCAUUCAGAGAUCAACAAUAUAAUGGCAAAUUUUCAAUCAUCACAUUUGAAGAAUUCAUUUCAAUUGCCUUAGAUGCAAGCAGAACCAUUGGAAUAUAUCCAGAGAUAAAAGAUCCAGUUUUUAUCAACAAGCAUGUAAAGUGGGCAGAUGGAAAGAAGUUUGAGGACAAAUUUGUGGAUACCUUACUAAAGUAUGGAUACAGGGGUCAAUAUAUGUCCGAAAAUUGGCUAAAACAGCCAUUGUUUAUACAAUCAUUUGCUCCCUCUUCCCUUGUACAUGUAUCAAAAUUGACAGACUCUCCGAAGAUCUUUCUGAUUGAUGAUAUCACAGUGAGAACACAAGACACAAACCAGUCAUACUGGGAAAUCACUUCAGAUGACUACCUUGCAUAUAUUAGUAACUAUGUUGUGGGCCUUGGUCCAUGGAAAGAUACCAUUGUUCCAGUUGCAAAUAACUAUUUGCUGGAACCAACUGAUCUUGUUGCAAGAGCACAUGCUCAUAAUCUCCAGGUACACCCUUACACAUACAGGAACGAGAACCAGUUUCUGCACUUCGACUUUCAUCAGGAUCCCUAUGCCGAGUACGAUUUCUGGAUAAAUACGAUGGGGGUUGACGGAUUAUUCACAGAUUUCGCCGGAAGCGUACACAAGUACCAAGAACUGAAAUCUCCACACCCGAAGGAUGCAACCGCGAACAGCCUCCUAGUAAAAAUUGCUCAGUUGAUCGCGGCAUACGAAGGCCAUUGA